AUGGGGCGCCUGGCCCGGCUGGGCAUUGCCAGCCUGCUGCUCGGCGCCACGUGGGCAGUGCUGGCCGACGAGGGCACAGGGAAGGGGGAGAAGGUCGGGGAUGAGCUCGCGGUYUACGAAAACCUGGAUCUGGACAACUACGACCUCCCGCUGGACAACUACGGCGAGAUGGUCGAUCUGAGCAACUACGAGGAGCUUUACGACUACGGCGACCUGGCUCCCAAGAUUGAGGUGGGGACUCUGGCUCCCCUUUCCAAGGCUCGGGAAGCUGCCCCAGACCCGGGCACCACGGCCGAGACGCUGGAGCUGCAKCCGCCUUCCCCCAGCAGCCACGCGGGUCCCCAGGAGCCCGUCACCACGGGCGGGCCGGCGGGCUGCCGCCGCUGCCUCUGCCUCGGCACGUCGGCGUACUGCGACGACGCGGGGCUGGAGCGCGUGCCGCCGCUGCCGCCGCACACCGCCUACCUCUACGCCCGCUUCAACCGCAUCGGCCACGUGCGAGCCGCCGACUUCGCGGGGCUCGCGCAGCUCAAGCGCAUAGACCUGACCAGCAACUCCAUCUCGCGGGCAGACGCGGACGCUUUCCGGCUGCUGCCGGAGCUGCGGGAGCUCCUGCUGCCCGGGAACCGGCUCACGGCGCUGCCCGAGCUGCCCCGCAGCAUCGUGCGGCUGGACGCCCGUCUCAACAGGAUCCCCAGCGCCGGGCUCCGGCCCGACGCAUUCCGGGACCUGACGCAGCUGCAGUUCCUGCAUCUGUCCGACAACGAGCUGGACUCCAUCCCRGCGCCGCUGCCACAGAGCCUGCGCUCCCUGCACCUGCAGAACAACAACAUCCGGAGCCUGCAGGAGGACACGUUCUGCGACAGCCGCCACCAYGGCCACGUCCGCCGGCCGCUCGAGGACAUUCGCCUCGACGGCAACCCCAUCAACCUCAGCCUCUUCCCCAACGCCUAUUUCUGCCUGCCCCGCCUGCCCACCGGCCGCUUCCACUGA
Messenger RNA from Nothoprocta perdicaria, 993 nucleotides. It is a transcript of the gene OPTC, whose product is annotated as opticin. Lineage: Eukaryota; Metazoa; Chordata; Aves; Tinamiformes; Tinamidae. Gene Ontology annotation, molecular function: protein binding. The coding region runs from base 1 to 993 and encodes 330 amino acids. The transcript has 6 exons. The record is from RefSeq and is a predicted model, not a curated record.